Messenger RNA from Puma concolor (puma), 1391 nucleotides. The record is from RefSeq and is a predicted model, not a curated record. Lineage: Eukaryota; Metazoa; Chordata; Mammalia; Carnivora; Felidae.
AUGACUCUAGCCAUGGCUGGAGGGACGUGGACAGGCCCUGGUUAUUGGUGCGCGGCGAAAGAUGAAGAGGCACCUUCUGAGCAGACCGUUUCUUUAGGAGUCUCCCAUGAUAGCAUUUCCAAGGCAGGUUCAUCAACCCAGAUGGCUCACCCUUGUGACAUUUGUGGCCCCAUCGUGAAAGACCUCUUACACCUGGAUGAACACCAGGAAAUAUGCCAAGGACUGAAACCUUACACCUGUGGGGCAUGUGGGAGACAGUUCUUGUUCAGUGCAAACUUUCACCAGCAUCAGAAGCAGUACAGUGUAGAGAAACCUGUCAGAAGAGACAGAGGCAAGACCUCAUCUGGGAAGAACUGUAGGGUUUGUGAAGAACCUCACCUGUCGGGAAAGCCCUUUCUGUGUGAGGAGCAGUGGAGCCUCCAAGCCAGUCUGGGCAGUCACCAGCGACAGGCCACCCACAGCAAGAAGAAGAGGAGGACUGGGAGCGGGGAGGCCUCUCACGGCGGACAGAUGCAGUACAGCUGCAGCGAAUGCGGGAAGGCCUUCAACCGCAAAGACACGCUUGUCCAGCACCAGAGAAUCCACACCGGAGAAAGGCCCUACGAGUGCAGCGAAUGCGGGAAGGCCUUCAGCCGCAAAGCCACACUUAUCCAGCACCAGAGAAUCCACACCGGAGAAAGGCCUUACGAAUGCAAAGAAUGUGGGAAAGCCUUUAGCCGCAAAGACAAUCUUACUCAGCACAAAAGAAUUCACACCGGAGAAAUGCCUUACAAGUGUAGCGAGUGUGGAAAAUACUUUAGCCAUCACUCCAACCUCAUCGUACACCAGAGAGUUCACAAUGGAGCGAGGCCUUAUAAGUGUAACAACUGUGGGAAAGUCUUCAGACACAAAUCCACACUUGUUCAGCAUGAGAGCAUCCAUACUGGAGAAAAUCCUUACGUUUGCAGUGAUUGUGGGAAAUCCUUUGGCCACAAGUACACCCUCAUUAAACACCAGAGAAUUCACACUGAGGCAAGGCCUUUUGAGUGCAUCGACUGUGGGAAAUUCUUUAGUAGAAGCUCUGACUUUAUUGCACACCAGAGAGUUCACACAGGGGAAAGGCCAUUUGUGUGCAGCAAAUGUGGGAAAGAUUUCAUCAGAACAUCCCACCUUGUUAGGCACCAAAAAGUUCACACUGGAGAAAGGCCAUACGAGUGCAACGAAUGUGGGAAAGCCUAUAGUUUAAGCUCCCACCUCAUUCGGCACCAGAAGGUUCACACUACAGGACGGCUUUAGGAGUGCUUUCAACACAACAGGACUUGUAUGGAGAGGGGCUUUGUGAUUGCCCUUGGAGAGGAAGACACCAGUCAGAUGUUGAACCUCAUGUAUCUGAACAUUAGCACUGGGGAGAG